Messenger RNA from Cladocopium goreaui, 4872 nucleotides. NCBI's taxonomy places the organism in Eukaryota, Dinophyceae, Suessiales, Symbiodiniaceae. The record is from the annotation of a GenBank genome assembly.
GUUCUGAUGCGGGGAGCCAAACCAUGGGGUUACUUUGGCUUGUCAGCUGCUGCCGGUGUGAGCGCGCCUUACUCCUUCAUGCUGGUCAGUGGCGGCCCGGCAGUUCGCGAGCAGUGUGUGGUGUCUUCUGGCCACGGCCUUAACGCAGAGCCGUGCUUGGAUGCAAUUGUUGCAGGAGAUGGCCGUGAUGUGUUCACAUUUACCAGCGAAGGAUCGUUGCAGACUGCGUCCGGGUAUUGCGUGCGCCUGGCUGGCGACAAGCUUGAAUUGGAAAAGUGUGACAGCAGCACAGGGGUGUGGGAAGUGAGCGCAGAUGGGCAGGUCAAACAGGGGAACAUGUGCUUGGCUGUGGAUGGCUCUGCUGUGCAUGCCUUGGACUGCGACGAAGCAGCAUCUCUCGGCGCAAGCAAUUUCUUUCAAGUGGCUGUGCCCGCCUAUGACCCAAAGGCUGUGGUUGCUGUGCGUAGCUUGGGUGAGCUCUUGCGCGGCAGCCUCGCCAGGCAAGGCAAGCUGCUGAAGGAGUUGCAGGAAAGUUUGGCAGGCAAAGUGGGGGAGCACUUUGGGGUGAGCCAGCAUGAGCUCAGCUCAACGGCGGCCGCUUCCGCAGAAGCUUUGGCCGCCUUUCGCAAAGGAACAAUUCGCUGCCACGGCUGGAAGACAGUAUUGGUGCAGCGCUGGGUCCGGAGACUUGGGAAAGGAUCAUUCACGGCCAGACGGCACUUGCUCGGGGUGAAUCUCCAUUGGAGCUACGCUCCAGCAGAGGUGAAGGUUCUGAUGCGGGGAGCCAAACCAUGGGGUUACUUUGGCUUGUCAGCUGCUGCCGGUGUGAGCGCGCCUUACUCCUUCAUGCUGGUCAGUGGCGGCCCGGCAGUUCGCGAGCAGUGUGUGGUGUCUUCUGGCCACGGCCUGACCGCAGAGCCGUGCUUGGAUGCAAUUGUGGCAGGAGAUGGCCGUGAUGUGUUCACAUUUACCAGCGAAGGAUCGUUGCAGACUGCGUCCGGGUAUUGCGUGCGCCUGGCUGGCGACAAGCUUGAAUUGGAAAAGUGUGACAGCAGCACAGGGGUGUGGGAAGUGAGCGCAGAUGGGCAAGUCAAACAGGGGAACAUGUGCUUGGCUGUGGAUGGCUCUGCUGUGCAUGCCUUGGACUGCGACGAAGCAGCAUCUCUCGGCGCGAGCAAUUUCUUUCAAGUGGCUGUGCCCGCCUAUGACCCAAAGGCUGUGGUUGCUGUGCGUAGCUUGGGUGAGCUCUUGCGCGGCAGCCUCGCCAGGCAAGGCAAGCUGCUGAAGGAGUUGCAGGAAAGUUUGGCAGGCAAAGUGGGGGAGCACUUUGGGGUGAGCCAGCAUGAGCUCAGCUCAACGGCGGCCGCUUCCGCAGAAGCUUUGGCCGCCUUUCGCAAAGGAACAAUUCGCUGCCACGGCUGGAAGACAGUUAUGGGCAGCGAUGGUCCGGAAGACUUGGAAAAAGCAGGAUCAUUCACGGCCAGACGGCACUUGCUCGGGGUGAAUCUCCAUUGGAGCUACGCUCCAGCAGAGGUGAAGGUUCUGAUGCGGGGAGCCAAACCAUGGGGUUACUUUGGCUUGUCAGCUGCUGCCGGUGUGAGCGCGCCUUACUCCUUCAUGCUGGUCAGUGGCGGCCCGGCAGUUCGCGAGCAGUGUGUGGUGUCUUCUGGCCACGGCCUUAACGCAGAGCCGUGCUUGGAUGCAAUUGUUGCAGGAGAUGGCCGUGAUGUGUUCACAUUUACCAGCGAAGGAUCGUUGCAGACUGCGUCCGGGUAUUGCGUGCGCCUGGCUGGCGACAAGCUUGAAUUGGAAAAGUGUGACAGCAGCACAGGGGUGUGGGAAGUGAGCGCAGAUGGGCAGGUCAAACAGGGGAACAUGUGCUUGGCUGUGGAUGGCUCUGCUGUGCAUGCCUUGGACUGCGACGAAGCAGCAUCUCUCGGCGCAAGCAAUUUCUUUCAAGUGGCUGUGCCCGCCUAUGACCCAAAGGCUGUGGUUGCUGUGCGUAGCUUGGGUGAGCUCUUGCGCGGCAGCCUCGCCAGGCAAGGCAAGCUGCUGAAGGAGUUGCAGGAAAGUUUGGCAGGCAAAGUGGGGGAGCACUUUGGGGUGAGCCAGCAUGAGCUCAGCUCAACGGCGGCCGCUUCCGCAGAAGCUUUGGCCGCCUUUCGCAAAGUAUUGGGCCAGCCUGGUGUCAAGAAUUCGGGCAAUUUCAGCUAUCUCAAUUUCGUGCGCUUUCGUGCGCUGACUUUAGGUAUUGGUGCAUUAGGGAGCGGCGGAAAGGCAGAAGGGGGAAAGGAUAGACGGCACUUGCUCGGGGUGAAUCUCCAUUGGAGCUACGCUCCAGCAGAGGUGAAGGUUCUGAUGCGGGGAGCCAAACCAUGGGGUUACUUUGGCUUGUCAGCUGCUGCCGGUGUGAGCGCGCCUUACUCCUUCAUGCUGGUCAGUGGCGGCCCGGCAGUUCGCGAGCAGUGUGUGGUGUCUUCUGGCCACGGCCUUAACGCAGAGCCGUGCUUGGAUGCAAUUGUUGCAGGAGAUGGCCGUGAUGUGUUCACAUUUACCAGCGAAGGAUCGUUGCAGACUGCGUCCGGGUAUUGCGUGCGCCUGGCUGGCGACAAGCUUGAAUUGGAAAAGUGUGACAGCAGCACAGGGGUGUGGGAAGUGAGCGCAGAUGGGCAGGUCAAACAGGGGAACAUGUGCUUGGCUGUGGAUGGCUCUGCUGUGCAUGCCUUGGAUUGCGACGAAGCAGCAUCUCUCGGCGCGAGCAAUUUCUUUCAAGUGGCUGUGCCCGCCUAUGACCCAAAGGCUGUGGUUGCUGUGCGUAGCUUGGGUGAGCUCUUGCGCGGCAGCCUCGCCAGGCAAGGCAAGCUGCUGAAGGAGUUGCAGGCUCUGCUGCCCAAGCUUGCCACCUGCAAAGCGAAAAUCAGCUUGGCGAGCCUGCCGAACCGUAUUGGGCCAGCCUGGUGUCAAGUUGCUUUGAUUCAACUUCGCAUUGGAAUCUUUGGAAUGACACCGUGUUGCCAGCCUGAGGGAACAAUUCGCUGCCCCGGCUGGAAGACAGUAUUGGUGCAGUGCUGGGUCCGGAGACUUGGGAAAGGAACAUUCACGGCCAGACGGCACUUGCUCGGGGUGAAUCUCCAUUGGAGCUACGCUCCAGCAGAGGUGAAGGUUCUGAUGCGGGGAGCCAAACCAUGGGGUUACUUUGGCUUGUCAGCUGCUGCCGGUGUGAGCGCGCCUUACUCCUUCAUGCUGGUCAGUGGCGGCCCGGCAGUUCGCGAGCAGUGUGUGGUGUCUUCUGGUAUUGGGCCAGCCUGGUGUCAAGUUGCUUUGAUUCAACUUCGCAUUGGAAUCUUUGGAAUGACACCGUGUUGCCAGCCUGAGGGAACAAUUCGCUGCCACGGCUGGAAGACAGUAUUGGUGCAGUGCUGGGUCCGGAGACUUGGGAAAGGCAGGUUUUGUAAUCACAUUGCAUUGCGGAUGAACGUUUGGCAGGAAGCAUGGCCCGAGCGAAAUUGUUUCUUGGCUGGCGACAAGCUUGAAUUGGAAAAGUGUGACAGCAGCACAGGGGUGUGGGAAGUGAGCGCAGAUGGGCAGGUCAAACAGGGGAACAUGUGCUUGGCUGUGGAUGGCUCUGCUGUGCAUGCCUUGGAUUGCGACGAAGCAGCAUCUCUCGGCGCGAGCAAUUUCUUUCAAGUGGCUGUGCCCGCCUAUGACCCAAAGGCUGUGGUUGCUGUGCGUAGCUUGGGUGAGCUCUUGCGCGGCAGCCUCGCCAGGCAAGGCAAGCUGCUGAAGGAGUUGCAGGCUCUGAGGCAGGUACGCCGGGCGCCCUAUUUGCCCGUGGGUACGGGCUUGCCGCGGCCCCCUGCUAGAUUGUGCUUGCCCAGCGUUCGUAAAUCGGCUUUAGUUGGCACUACUGAUUCUAAGGAUGAUCCAAUUGAGGCUCGUGCGCGUGCUGACACACUGCCGGUGAGGCUGGCGUCUGGCAAGCUUGGGGUUCAACUGGUGGGAACAGCUCGCGCAUCAGAGGAUCAGGAGCGUGCGCGCCUGGCAGGCAUCUGGGCAGGUUUUGCCAGGACAUUGGCGUCUUCGAGCGCUUCUGCUUGUGAUUUUUCAUCGACAUCAGCAAUGAGCUUGCGGCAAUUGUUUCUGGAUCGUGCACCUUCCACUCUACGCCGCCACCUGAGUGGAUGGCGCUUGUGGGUAGCAUUUUGUUCUAUACAUGAUUUGCAGCCUGUUGCUCCGCCAAUAUCAGCUUUGCUUGAUUUUUUGGAAAGUUUAAGUGUUGGCGCGCUUGAAGACCGCGGUAAUGCUCGACAGCGCAAUGCUCUGGGGGUUUUGAGCGCCAUGACUUUUGCCGCUGCAAAGUUAAGUUUGGAAAGUUUGCAGACAUUGCUACGUGAGCCCAUGAUUCAGAGCUGGAAAAAAGGUGACAAGUGGAAGCGCAGCACAGUGAAGGAAGCGGUUUUGGAUUCGGGUUGGCGGCUUCCGCUGCAGCGUGGUGUUGGUUGCUUGGUGCAUGAGCGCGCAGGGCAAGAAUCGGAUACAGAAAGUGAUUCAAGUGGGAGUAGCUCUUCAAGCGCUGCGCUGGGUGAUUUGGAUAAUCAAUCAGAUGGUGGCAGCGAAAAUUCCUUGUCAGAUGCGGUGGAAUUGGAAGGGCCUUGGUUGCUGAACGCAUUAUCAGGUGUGGCGCAUAAAGCAAUUCAUGUGGAUGGCGAUGAGGAUACUGUGUUCCUGGCUUGUCGCCCGAGUGCUACAUUGCACGCGGCUUUUGGAAAGCGAUUGGAAAAUCCUUGGUUUGAAGAGCGGUUGGCGGUGUUGGGCCGGGACUACCUGGGAGUGGGUAGCGGUCCGCGGCCGGGACUACCUGAGAGUGGGUAG